UUCUAAACUUUCAGUUUUUCGGACUUUUAAAGUUUUGCAGUUUUUUGUUUUGAAUUUCAACAUUGUAGAUUUUUAUUUUUGGCUGUUUUUUAUUAAUCGUAAGCAGUUUAAUAAAUCCAAAUUAAUUUAGAAUGGCCUUUCUCAAGGUAUCGUUAACAGGGAAUCAAUUGCUUCACACGAGACCAAGUUUCUUUUCUAUAUUGAGCAAGAGUUAUGGUACUUUCCGGCAAGCGUUGCCCAAUUUCCCAUUUCCCAGCGCUGUGAAUAUCAAUCGACAUCAGGCGGUCAAAUCGCGGCCAGUGCAAAAAUAUCGAUAUCUAACGUCAAAGCUGGAGACUCGCAAAUCCAAAAACUAUGUUGCCUUUAUCGACGACGAAUGUGAGAAGAAAAAGCUGGAUAAAAAGCAGAAUUCGAAGCUGCAUGCAGAGCAAUUGAAAAAGUUAAUGUUCAACGGCAGCGAAAAUGAUAUUACAAAACCGUUUGUUCAACCCAAAUUCUUACAAAAACAGGAGUUAAAGGAUCAGCUGCAGGCGAAAUUCCAGCUAAAGUUGCAACAGCAAGAACAACAACAAAAGAAGAAGCAAAGCUUGACGAAUGUAAAUCAAUUUUAUCAAGAUGAACGCAAGACAACAUCAAAUCCUUUAAAGCGGCUGAAAGCUUCCUUCGUUAAUGAUGCAUCGAUAGAGUUAUUACCAAUGUCAUUACCACAGCUUCAACCACCAAAGCAGCAGUCUCAACAACAACAGCAACAACCAAAACAACAGGAAAAACAUGCAACUGAGGCAAAUUAUUACGAGAGAGUGUUGAGAACACAAAUGGAGAAUAUGCAAAGGAUCAAGGAACGCGACAAGGAAAUCAAAAACCAUUUCGAGAAAUUCAAGGUGUACGAAAAAAUGAAUCAGCUGAUGAAACAGGCGCAUGAUGCCGAGGAUAAUGAUAAUGAUAACGCAUCGCAACCCAAAUCCUACAAGAUUUCUACAACGAUUGCAAGGGAACGACAGCAACAGCAUCACAUACGAAAUGUUACACGAAAUGCGGUGGAAUUGCAACUGCUGCGAUCAACACAUCUAAGGCAUACGCCCAUGUAUAAGCAAACCGUUACGUUUGCACCCUAUACUCCCGUCAAUGAUAGUUCCGAUAACGGCGACAUUAUCGCCAGGCAGCGAUCCAGCAAAUCCAAGCAACAAUCGAGUCCCCAAAGCGAGUAUCACGCAUUCAUGAAAUCAACUCGUGCCAUCGAAAUGCUACAAUGUGAUUCGGUCCUUUACAAGUUGUGCAAGAACUCUAUCAAGGACCGCAACUCUAAAUAUUGAACACAGUCUCACACGCUCGCAAAGGGAUCUUUAUAUUCACCUCAUGGACAAGUUUCUCUUAAUCUGUAGAUGCCAAUUGUGUGUGUGGUUUGUGGCAAUUUUGUUGUUAUCCAUUUUAUUGUGAAUUUCAUUGUAAAUUGUAUCAGUAAUAUUUCGAUUUUAUUUAAGAUUGGAAUCUUUAAGAAUAUGAAUUUAGGAUCAUAA
Messenger RNA from Drosophila albomicans, 1517 nucleotides. Its product is annotated as putative mediator of RNA polymerase II transcription subunit 26. Lineage: Eukaryota; Metazoa; Arthropoda; Insecta; Diptera; Drosophilidae. The coding region runs from base 132 to 1313 and encodes 393 amino acids. The record is from RefSeq and is a predicted model, not a curated record. The transcript has 2 exons.